Messenger RNA from Leptosia nina, 960 nucleotides. Lineage: Eukaryota; Metazoa; Arthropoda; Insecta; Lepidoptera; Pieridae. The record is from the annotation of a GenBank genome assembly.
AUGAAAGCGCGUUACUUAAUGUAUUUUUCCUAUAUAGGAACAAAGUUUAGGGCUUCCGAGAAGUUAUGGUUAAAAAUGGGUCGUAACUAUCCUGACCCCGAGAGUGUCCAAGGUAUUAUGGAAAUUGCAUUACAAAGACUUAAGUCACAUAAUUACCCGGCAGUGCAGCUUUCAAGCCGCACAGAUGGUGGAGUCCAUGCAAUUAAUACAACAGCACACAUUGAUUUAGAAAGACCUGGUCCCAAUCUCUACGAAUCCAAUUUGAUUCUUUAUAACCUAAACAAUUUCUUUCGCAAACAUGAUAUAAGUAUUUACAUUAAGAAGAUCUUAAGAGUUAAUGAUGACUUUAGUGCCAGACAUAAUGCCAUCAGUAGGACAUAUUUAUACAGGUUUGCAGUGUUGAAAUCUGAUAUUACACCACCUGAAAAAUUAAAUGUUGUUCAGUUUGCUCCUAUUGAAGAAUGGAAGAGGUGUUAUUUUUCAAAACAAAAAGAAUUUGAUAUAGAAAGGGUCAGAGAAGCUGCUAAACUAUUUGUGGGGUACCAUGACUUUACCACUUUUAAAAAGUUUGACAAACUUUUUGAAAAUAAGAAUAAUAGACGCACUAUUUACUCAAUAGACGUGCGACCAGGACGGCCUUUGGUGACUAGCUACACCGACAACCACAUUAAUAACGACUUGGAAUACUGGGAAGUAGAAAUUAAAGGAAGAUCAUUUGUUCAUAAUCAGAUUCGCCGUAUGAUUGGGUCUCUAAUCGCAUUGGGUGCUGGAAAAAUUAAUAUAAAUGACCUAAAGUUAAUGCUACAGAUACCUUCAAAGCAUUCUUGGCUUAGUCAUGUCUCUUCUUCACCACCUGACGGCCUUUAUCUGUGCAAUGUUGAGUAUAAUCCUCAAGAUUUAAUAUAUGAAGCUGAAAGUAGUGAUAUAUUACAAAACGAGGAUAGGGAAAUCAAGUUAUAA